AUGCUGUGGGUAACUCUCCCCCUGGUUUGGGACCUAGGUAAUGCUCGUGCAGUCACGACUUUAUUAAUCAGCUUACUAUGCGUUUUCGGAAUAUGGGUUCUCAGCUACUUCAGGUGGAAACACCACGCUGCAAAGGUGAACCGUCAGGCUCUUGUCGGUCUAUUUGACCUUUUAGUGGUUUCUAGUGCUGGGGAUGCUAUGGAUACUACUACCGCCGUUUUCAAGACCGGGCACUGGUUGACCCACGUCCGUCUGCUACUUUACUGCGUAUUGGUAGUUCUCUUAUCCAUCCUUGGCAUUGCUGCCGGCCCAGUCGCCCGAUAUAUAGUAGACUAUGGUUUCGUAAUCAGAGAUACAGAGGUACCCGGGGCCAUGGCAACGAUCGAUCACACCAAUGUACGUUCAGCUCUGGUUAAAUGGAACUCAACUAUCAACCGUCUGGAUGCCGCCGGUUUCCCAUAUACAGAGAUGUUGGAUUUCCUCCCAGAUAACGGCGUGGACUGGCAAUACAAAUCUUCCGAGUGGAAUUCCAGUUGGAAGAUGUCUUGCGAAUAUACUCCUCUAACCGAAUUUCCCGUUAAAGCUGAAUGGACCAUACCGGCAAUGAUACUCGAUGAGAUCCCCGACGUACGUUUAGCCUAUCCAUCCGACAUCCAAGAAACGUUAUUUAGAUAUCGGGAAGUUGCGGGGCUGGCAGGAUUUUAUGCGAAGCGGACAUUAUACCAAGACCUUCUUUUGUUUGUCUUGCUCUCGACUGGCUCUAAUACUGUUCGUGUCCAAGCAAACAAUGAAACAAUGCGUAUGACAUUUUUGGCUUUCCACUUACACAACAUCCCUAGGGCCAAUGUCAGGGGCAACAACGAACGUUCCUUCGGGAUCGGUCCAGCUGAAUAUUCAGCAUACACUCGAGCAGAUUGCGAUAUUCGCCUGGGGCGCGUCCUUGAUCCCAACCAUAUCGCGUACCUGUGGACGGAAGACACAGAUUCCAUUGUCAGAGCCUUUUCAGAUUUCCAUCAGGCCAACCUCGUGGAGCAGUCCAUAAACAAUAAGUCCAUAUAUCAUCCGACGGGACAAGACCUUAUACGAUUCUUCCAGACCUACAUGAUUACAAAGGAUACCCAGUAUCAACAUGCCGUAGCACGCACAAUUAGUAAAGGGAUAUUCGUUCCGCGCACCAAGGUCGACUGGGUGAUGGAGGCGGUUCGAGAAGUUUCAGCUCGGGAUGUAAGUGUAGCCAAAGCAGAGGCUUCACGAGAACAGUUGUAUGUGGACAUGGGCGCCUCGGAUUAUGGUGAUUUUACAAGCUCUAUAGGCAGACAUGUUGGCCUUCGAGUAUAA
Messenger RNA from Fusarium venenatum, 1338 nucleotides. The record is from RefSeq and is a predicted model, not a curated record. Lineage: Eukaryota; Fungi; Ascomycota; Sordariomycetes; Hypocreales; Nectriaceae.